AAAAUAUUUCUUGGAUAGUUGGCGACUAUGCAGUCGACCGAUCGACUGCUCUCUCCAAUCGUUUAUUGGGAAUGUCGUUUCUAUUCCAUUUUUUAAGUUCGAACGGUUCGUAUCGGGGGAAAAAUGUCUUCUUCGCUAACGUUAAGCGCAAAUUCGACGGUCAACUAUCUGAUAAGUGUAUUCUUUGAGCAUGGCGAUCAUCGUACGAAAAAUUGGCUUCUUUCAAAUUCCCCGUGGCCGUUAUUUGGAAUUUUAGCCUUUUAUUUGUUGUUCUGUUUAUAUUUGGGUCCUCGUUAUAUGCGUGAUCGUAAACCCUACGAAUUAAAGAACACCAUGAUCAUCUACAAUGCCGUACAAGUGUUAAUUAGUUGUAUUCUAUUUUAUGAGUUCUAUCAAGCUGGCUGGGGAACGACAUACAAUUACAAAUGUGCUCCGCUGAAAUAUGACACCGAUCCUCAUUCGAUGAGAAUGGCCAGAGCAGUUUGGCUAUUCUACAUGGCCAAAAUUACCGAGCUGUUGGAUACAGUCUUCUUUGUUUUACGGAAAAAGGAUAGACAAAUAUCAUUUUUGCAUGUCUUCCAUCAUUUCAGUAUGCCACUGGGUCUAUAUUUUGCUGUGCAAAAUUAUGCAGGUGGCCAUGGUACCAUUGUUUGUUUCAUCAACUCCUUUGUUCAUAUUGUCAUGUACAUCUAUUAUAUGCUGACUGCCAUGGGUCCCAAAGUACAAAAAUAUCUGUGGUGGAAAAAAUACAUUACAGUUUUGCAGCUUGUAAGUGUUGCCGCUGUCAUAACCUUGUACUCCUGUAUUUUCUCCUAUAUGUUCGGUUCAUUUUAUAUUCAAAAUUAUCUGCACAAGACGGAAAAACGAUCACCAGUGAAAAAGGAUUAG
This is a messenger RNA of Musca vetustissima, 888 nucleotides long. RefSeq names its product elongation of very long chain fatty acids protein 7-like. The record is from RefSeq and is a predicted model, not a curated record. Gene Ontology annotation, cellular component: endoplasmic reticulum membrane. Lineage: Eukaryota; Metazoa; Arthropoda; Insecta; Diptera; Muscidae. Gene Ontology annotation, biological process: fatty acid elongation, polyunsaturated fatty acid; very long-chain fatty acid biosynthetic process; fatty acid elongation, monounsaturated fatty acid. The coding region runs from base 124 to 888 and encodes 254 amino acids. Gene Ontology annotation, molecular function: fatty acid elongase activity. The transcript has 5 exons.